CAGGGAGCGGGCACAAAUGCUUUGCUGUGAAAUGCCACGCAGGCAGAGAGUGACAGGCAGUCAGUAAGAGCUGAGCUAUUCCCCCUUGGACGGCUGUUUCCUGCUAGGUUCAGAAGAGAGGGGCCUUGCUCCUGUUGCUGCUGCUACUACUGUUGCUGCUGCUGCUACCUCAACUCUCUCCACUCCAGGUAAGCAGAGGGCAAGCUGGUAAGGCAAGCCUUUGUACGAUGAACAAGAUCCGAAAGUUUUUCCGAGGAAGUGGGCGAGUCUUGGCAUUUAUAUUUGUAGCUUCUGUCAUCUGGCUGCUCUUUGACAUGGCAGCUCUCCGCCUCUCAUUCAGUGAGAUCCACACAGGGAUACUCAAAGAAGAUAUCAUGAGGAGGGAACAGACAGGGUUCAAAGUUGAGCCAGAUCAAAUGCAGAUGCUUUACACCAGCAUCAGAGGGAUGAGGCUGCCCCGGAAUGGAGUGUGGGGCAAGGAGAACUUUAGAAAGACUGAGAACUAUGUACUCAAGGUUGAAGAGAAUAUGGACCAAGUCCAGAGGAAAGGAAAAAUGCAGGUCCUCCUGGGAAGGGGGAAGGCUGUGCCUUUGUGGCAUCAUGCACAUCUGCAAACACUACCAGUGACGCUUCCCAUGCAGAAGACCCAGGGGAGAGACAGCAAGCAUGAAGUCUCCUCCCAGCACAAGAUGUCCAAGCAGACAACAGUGUUAGGGUCUGAGAAGACCCCAUCAAGAGGAGUUCCACUGAACAAAAUAGCAGGACAUACAGAAGCCUUCAAUAAGAAACAAGAGGCCCCAAAGAAUUAUAAUCUCGGCAGUAAUACAUCAAAGCAAAAAUCUGAAAGGGCCCUGAAUGUGACCAUUAGUGUCAGGACUAACAGAUCAAGGCAGCAAUCACAGACGGUAGCAAAAUUGGGGAUGCAUUUUGCCAGCCCAACAAUCCUGAAUUCUGAGGAAGUCACAGUCAUAGAGAAAACUGAGGCUCAGAACAAAGACCUAAAACAUGAAGUCCACAAAGUGCUACCUCUUCUUAAGUUCAUUGCUGAUAUGGGUCAUUUAAAGAACCAGUCUACAAAUGAGACACAAUUGAGAGGAUUGCCAGACGAUAAUGCAGCCAAAGUGGUGCCAGGGAAGAAACUUAAUUUCUCCGAAAGUCAUAUUGUGAUUAUAACUAAAGAGGAAGACCCAAAGACAGACACCAAAGAGGUAACUAAUUCUAAAACCCAAACUGAAUUUCCUAAAUUACUGGGUGGAAGCCAAGGUAAACAUAUCCCCAGGAAUCAAAGCAUGACCUCAUCUUCUCCACUAGCUCUAAAGAGAACAGUAUCUCAAUCCAAGCCCACCAUAACUGCAGGCCUCCAUACAGAAAGAAGCAACUUGACUGUCAAAGCCCCAACUGUAGGACACCAGCAAAGCCGGGCAAAUAUCUCUGAAAACCCUGGAAGGCACCACGUAUUCAGAAUCGAUGCGACCCUUUCUCCAAGGGAUCUCGAUGCUCCCGGUCAGUUUGGGCGCCCUGUGGUUGUUCCCCCUGGAAAGAAGAAAGAGGCUGAACAGAGAUGGAAAGAAGGAAACUUCAAUGUCUACCUUAGUGACUUGAUUCCAGUGGACAGAGCCAUUGAAGACACAAGGCCUGCUGGGUGUGCAGAGCAACUAGUUCACAAUGACCUCCCAACAACCAGCAUCAUCAUGUGCUUUGUGGAUGAGGUGUGGUCCGCUCUCCUGAGGUCUGUGCACAGCGUCCUCAACCGCUCUCCUCCACACCUCAUCAAGGAGAUUCUGCUGGUGGAUGACUUCAGCACCAAAGACUACCUAAAAGCUAAUUUGGAUAAAUACAUGUCUCAGUUUCCAAAAGUUCGGAUUCUUCGCCUCAAGGAGAGGCAUGGCUUGAUCAGAGCAAGGCUGGCUGGAGCACAGAAUGCAACAGGUGAUGUGCUGACAUUCCUAGACUCUCAUGUGGAGUGUAAUGUGGGCUGGCUGGAGCCCCUUCUGGAAAGAGUUUAUUUAAGUAGAAGGAAAGUGGCCUGUCCAGUAAUUGAAGUGAUCAAUGACAAGGACAUGAGUUACAUGACUGUGGACAACUUCCAAAGAGGUGUCUUUACCUGGCCCAUGAACUUUGGCUGGAAAACAAUCCCUCCAGAUGUUGUUGCAAAAAACAGAAUUAAAGAAACUGACAUAAUAAGGUGCCCAGUCAUGGCAGGUGGAUUAUUUUCCAUUGACAAAAGUUAUUUUUAUGAGCUUGGAACUUAUGACCCUGGCCUUGAUGUUUGGGGUGGAGAAAAUAUGGAGCUCUCAUUCAAGGUCUGGAUGUGUGGUGGUGAAAUUGAGAUCAUCCCCUGUUCCAGAGUGGGCCACAUAUUCAGAAACGACAAUCCAUAUUCUUUCCCCAAAGACCGUAUGAAGACGGUGGAAAGGAAUCUGGUGCGGGUUGCUGAGGUCUGGCUUGAUGAGUACAAGGAACUCUUCUAUGGCCAUGGGGAUCACCUCAUAGACCAAAGGCUGGAUGUGGGCAACCUUACCCAGCAAAGGGAGUUGCGGAAGAAGCUGAAAUGCAAAAGUUUCAAGUGGUACUUGGACAAUGUCUUUCCGGACUUGAAGGCGCCUGUUGUGAGAGCUAGUGGUGUGCUUAUUAACAUGGCCUUGGGCAAGUGCGUUUCCAUUGAAAAUACCACGGCCUUCCUCAAGGACUGUGAUGGGAGCAGCCAGCUUCAACAAUUUAAUUAUACCUGGGUAAGACUUAUUAAGCAUGGAGAGUGGUGUGUGGCACCCGUCCCUGAUAAAGGAUCCCUGACACUGUACCCUUGUGAUAACAGAAGCAAUAGGCUUAAAUGGCUGCACAAAUCAGCAUCCGCCUUUCAUCCAGAACUGGUGGAUCACAUUGUUUUUGAAAACUAUCAGCAGUUAUUAUGUAUGGAAGGGAAUCUCUCUCAGAAGACCCUGAAACUGGCUGCUUGUAAUCCAGUGGACCAACAACAAAAGUGGAAAUUUGAAAAAUACUACGAAGUCUAAAGAGAAAUAUUUUAUCUAGUUAAGACAUUAGAAUCUAUGAAAAUGACAC
This is a messenger RNA of Arvicanthis niloticus (Nile rat), 3060 nucleotides long. RefSeq names its product polypeptide N-acetylgalactosaminyltransferase 5 (gene Galnt5). Gene Ontology annotation, biological process: protein O-linked glycosylation. The record is from RefSeq and is a predicted model, not a curated record. Gene Ontology annotation, molecular function: polypeptide N-acetylgalactosaminyltransferase activity. NCBI's taxonomy places the organism in Eukaryota, Metazoa, Chordata, Mammalia, Rodentia, Muridae. Gene Ontology annotation, cellular component: Golgi apparatus.